AUGUCUUUCAUCGACAAGAACACGCCCGCCCACAUCAAAGGCAUAGUCAUUCUCACCACCGGCGUCUCCGCGGGCAGCCUAGGCAGCCACUUCGUGCAGUCCAUCGCAGCCGCCGGACCAAGACGCCUCAUCCUCGCCGGUUGCAACAGGAGCAAAAUCCAGCAGACAGCUGACGAGAUCAAGGCCUGGCAUCCAAGCGUCGAGACCCGCCUCCUCGAGAUCGAUCUAGCCUCCUUGGAUAGCGUCCGGCAGGCAGCGUCGCAGAUCAACUCGUGGGAUGAUAUCCCUGCGAUCGAUGUAGUGGUCAACAACGCCGCGGUUAUGGCGACGGAGUAUGCGCUUUCGGCGUAG
This is a messenger RNA of Aspergillus fischeri NRRL 181, 351 nucleotides long. Its product is annotated as oxidoreductase, short-chain dehydrogenase/reductase family. The record is from RefSeq and is a predicted model, not a curated record. The transcript has 2 exons. Lineage: Eukaryota; Fungi; Ascomycota; Eurotiomycetes; Eurotiales; Aspergillaceae. The coding region runs from base 1 to 351 and encodes 116 amino acids.